AUGAGCUGGCUCAGGCAGCUCUUCUCCAGGUGGCACGAGGAUGUUUCCUUGUUCAGUACACAUGUACCACUCUUCUCACGCAUGUCGUCUGAAGACGAGCAUUUAAUCUCGAACUUGAGGAGCCAUGUACCAGCCUGUGCCGUGGUGGAGCAGCCUAUCCGCAGAGCCAGUGGCAGGACCACAGUCACAGCCAUUGUUCCAACUGGUGGGGACUGGAGCACCGGCCUCUUCAGUGUCUGCAGAGACAGGAAAAUCUGUUUUUGUGGUCUGUUUUGUCCCAUAUGUCUUGAGUGUGACAUUGCCAGGCAUUAUGGAGAAUGUCUUUGUUGGCCACUGUUACCAGGGUCUACCUUUGCAUUGAGAAUUGGCACCAGAGAGAGACAUAAGAUACAGGGCACCCUCUGUGAAGACUGGAUUGUGGUGUAUUGCUGCUGGCCUUUCUCUGUGUGUCAGGUGGCCCGAGAACUCAAGAUGAGACCCUCCCAACUCUACGAAAUCUGUGAAGUCCCCACACCCAAGGAUAGCCUGGUUUGA
This is a messenger RNA of Psammomys obesus (fat sand rat), 534 nucleotides long. RefSeq names its product PLAC8 like 1 (gene Plac8l1). The transcript has 4 exons. Lineage: Eukaryota; Metazoa; Chordata; Mammalia; Rodentia; Muridae. The coding region runs from base 1 to 534 and encodes 177 amino acids. The record is from RefSeq and is a predicted model, not a curated record.